Messenger RNA from Cheilinus undulatus (humphead wrasse), 356 nucleotides. It is a transcript of the gene pcp4a, whose product is annotated as Purkinje cell protein 4a. NCBI's taxonomy places the organism in Eukaryota, Metazoa, Chordata, Actinopteri, Labriformes, Labridae. Gene Ontology annotation, molecular function: calcium ion binding; calmodulin binding. The record is from RefSeq and is a predicted model, not a curated record. Bases 82 to 273 code for a protein of 63 amino acids. Gene Ontology annotation, cellular component: cytoplasm. The transcript is spliced from 3 exons.
GAGAGAGAGAGAGGACUGUAGCUGCUGCUCGCUACUCACCCACCUCAACAGGAUCCUCACAGAGACGCACACCGCGCAGCCAUGAGCGAGAGACAAGCAUCUGGAGCUACGACUGGAAACAGCAAACCAUCUGCUGGCCAAGACGACAAGAAGAACGACCUCCCGGAGGACUUCGACAUCGACAUGGAGGACCCGGAGACUGAGAAGGCCGCCAUGACCAUCCAGUCUCAGUUCAGGAAAUUCCAGAAAAAGAAGCAGGAUGUGAAGUCGUAGAGCGGACGCCGUUCAGCUGCGUCCCUGCUCGUCGUGGGCCGAGUCUUGCAUGUCAAUCAAACUGCACCGUCAUGAACUGAGAA